This is a messenger RNA of Lottia gigantea (owl limpet), 822 nucleotides long. RefSeq lists its product as hypothetical. Gene Ontology annotation, molecular function: zinc ion binding. Lineage: Eukaryota; Metazoa; Mollusca; Gastropoda; Lottiidae. The coding region runs from base 1 to 822 and encodes 273 amino acids. Gene Ontology annotation, cellular component: cytoplasmic stress granule; cytoplasm. The record is from RefSeq and is a predicted model, not a curated record. The transcript has 8 exons. Gene Ontology annotation, biological process: cytoplasmic stress granule disassembly.
AUGGCUGAAUUUUCUGAGGUUGGGAAACAUUGUAGUGUUUCUGAUUGCAAACAGCUAGAUUUUUUGCCGUUUGAUUGUGAUAGAUGUGGUCUUGUUUUUUGCAAACUUCACAAAGCCACAGAUAAUCACCAGUGCAGUCAGCAUUUAAAAGUAGACAGUCGUCCAGAGUAUCAUGGUCCGAAAGGAAUCUCCUGUUUCUAUUCUGAUUGUAAGAAUCGAGAAUUAACACCAAUACCUUGUAUUAAAUGUUACAAUUCUUAUUGUUUAAAACAUCGCCAUGCUCAAGACCAUGACUGUAAAGUUUUACAAGAAGAGACAAUAAACAAAGAAUUAGAUUCUAAAACAACACAACAUGUUAAAGAAAUCCUAGCCUCCAAAGAGCCAGUCGUAAAGAAACAGUUCAAAAAGGGGAGUAAAUCUGCUAAAACAGCAGCCAAAGUUGCCUUAAUGAAGAUAAAAAUGACAGCAACAGGGAACAAAUCUAUUCCUGAUUCAGAGAAAAUAUUCCUCCAAAUUCAUCUGCCACAGAAAUCUUCAACUAAAUCUAAAAAUUUAUUUUUCUCAAAGAAAUGGAGUGUUGGUAAGAUAAUCGACUAUACAGCAGAUAUAUCUAGUCUAAAUAACACUAAUAAUACAGGAGAUCCGUUGAAGUUACGUAUAUUUAACAGUGAAGAUGGAGAUAUGAUAAAAACUGAUGAAAUAAUGGAGAAUGUUAUAAAUAAUGAUAGUAUCCCAGUGUACAGUGGAUCUAGUAUAAUUCUAGAAUAUGUUACUGUAGAUCAGAACAGUUUAUCUAAUUACCAUACCUACCCUUUAUCCUAG